Messenger RNA from Phacochoerus africanus (Common warthog), 3733 nucleotides. RefSeq names its product spliceosome associated factor 3, U4/U6 recycling protein (gene SART3). Gene Ontology annotation, cellular component: ASAP complex; cytoplasm; nucleoplasm. The coding region runs from base 35 to 2968 and encodes 977 amino acids. The record is from RefSeq and is a predicted model, not a curated record. Gene Ontology annotation, biological process: mRNA splicing, via spliceosome. The transcript has 19 exons. NCBI's taxonomy places the organism in Eukaryota, Metazoa, Chordata, Mammalia, Artiodactyla, Suidae. Gene Ontology annotation, molecular function: protein binding; RNA binding.
UGAGUGAGGACCCAGGAGGCACUGGAAGCGCAAGAUGGCGACGGCGGCCGCAGCAUCGGCUUCGGAAGCGGAGGCAGAGCCAAAGGCCGGGCCCAAGGCCGAGGGAGAAGAAGAUGAGGCUAAGGCGGCCAGAACGAGGAGGAAGGUGUUAUCGCGGGCUGUGGCUGCCGCGACGUACAAGACCAUCGGGCCAGAGUGGGACCAGCAGGAGGAAGGCGUGAGUGAGAGCGAUGGAGAUGAGGAGUACGCCAUGGCUUCCUCAGCCGAGAGCUCCCCCGGGGAGUACGAGUGGGAGUACGACGAAGAGGAGGAGAAGAACCAGCUGGAGAUCGAGCGACUGGAGGAGCAGCUGUCCAUCAAUGUCUAUGACUACAACUGCCACGUGGACCUGAUCCGGCUGCUCCGGCUGGAAGGGGAGCUUACCAAAGUGAGGAUGGCCCGCCAGAAGAUGAGUGAGAUCUUUCCUUUGACCGAAGAGCUCUGGCUGGAGUGGCUGCACGACGAGAUCAGCAUGGCUCUGGAUGGCCUGGACCGAGAGCACGUGUACGACCUCUUUGAGAAAGCGGUGAAGGAUUACAUCUGUCCAAACAUUUGGCUAGAGUAUGGCCAGUAUUCAGUCGGCGGGAUCGGUCAGAAAGGUGGCCUCGAGAAAGUCCGCUCUGUGUUUGAAAGGGCCCUCUCGUCUGUCGGUUUGCAUAUGACCAAAGGACUCGCCAUCUGGGAGGCCUAUCGGGAGUUUGAAAGUGCCAUCGUGGAAGCUGCCCGGCCCAUAGCUGGCUUCCUUUCCCCUUUUGACCGGGAACAAACCUUUGAUUCACAGCUGGAGAAAGUCCACAGUCUCUUCCGGCGACAGUUGGCGAUCCCACUCUACGAUAUGGAGGCAACAUUUGCAGAGUAUGAAGAAUGGUCAGAAGACCCCAUACCAGAGUCAGUAAUUCAGAACUAUAACAAAGCACUACAGCAGCUGGAGAAAUAUAAACCCUAUGAAGAAGCACUGUUGCAAGCAGAAGCACCCCGGCUGGCCGAAUAUCAAGCAUACAUUGAUUUUGAGAUGAAAAUUGGUGAUCCUGCCCGCAUUCAGCUGAUCUUUGAGCGCGCCCUGGUGGAGAACUGUCUUGUCCCAGACUUAUGGAUCCGUUACAGUCAGUACCUAGAUCGGCAGCUGAAAGUAAAGGAUUUGGUAUUAUCAGUACACAGUCGUGCUGUUAGAAACUGCCCCUGGACAGUUGCCCUGUGGAGUCGGUACCUCUUGGCCAUGGAAAGGCAUGGAGUUGAUCAUCGAGGGAUUUCGGUGACCUUCGAGAAAGCUUUGAGUGCUGGCUUCAUUCAGGCCACUGAUUACGUGGAGAUUUGGCAGGCGUACCUUGACUACCUGAGGAGAAGGGUUGAUUUCAAACAAGACUCCAGUAAAGAGCUAGAGGAGCUGCGGUCGGCGUUCGCCCGCGCUUUGGAGUACCUGAAACAGGAGGUAGAAGAGCGUUUCAAUGAGAGUGGAGACCCAAGCUGCCUGAUCAUGCAGAACUGGGCUCGGAUUGAGGCUCGCCUGUGCAAUAACAUGCAGAAAGCCCGAGAGCUCUGGGACAGCAUUAUGACCAAAGGAAACGCCAAGUAUGCCAACAUGUGGCUUGAGUAUUACAACCUGGAAAGGGCCCACGGUGACACCCAGCACUGCAGGAAAGCACUGCACCGGGCCGUGCAGUGCACCAGUGACUACCCGGAGCACGUCUGUGAGGUGCUGCUCACCAUGGAGAGGACAGAAGGUACUUUGGAAGACUGGGAUAUAGCUGUUCAGAAAACGGAAACUCGAUUAGCUCGGGUUAAUGAGCAGAGAAUUAAGGCUGCGGAGAAGGAAGCUGCCCUUGCCCAGCAAGAGGAAGAAAAGGCUGAACAACGGAAGAGGGCCCGGGCUGAGAAGAAAGCGUUGAAAAAGAAGAAGAAGACCCGAGGUGCAGAGAAGAACACGGUGGACGAGGACGAUGAGAAAGAAUGGGGCGAUGAGGAAGAAGAGCAGCCUUCCAAGCGCAGGAGGUUGGAGAACAGCGUUCCUCCCACCGGGGAGGCUGAGAGGGGCCCAGACGCUGACCCGGGCCUCGUCGGAGUGGAGCUCCCAUCCAAGCCUAAGGAGCGAGCGGCCGCCCCACGGAGGGACGUGCCCAAGGUGCUGCAUGACAGCAGCAAGGAUGGCAUCACUGUGUUUGUCAGCAACCUGCCCUACAGCCUGGAGGAGCCGGCCACUGUGCUCCGCCCCCUCUUUGAGGCUUGUGGGGACGUGGUUGAGAUCCGCCCCAUCUUCAGCAACCGCGGCGACUUCCGGGGCUACUGCUAUGUGGAGUUCAAAGAGGAGGCGGCGGCCCAGCGGGCGCUGGAGCUGGACCGGAAGAGCGUAGAGGGGCGGCCCAUGUUCGUUUCUCCCUGUGUGGACAAGAGCAAAAACCCAGAUUUCAAGGUGUUCAGGUACAGCACUGCCCUGGAGAAGCACAAGCUGUUCAUCUCAGGGCUUCCGUUCUCCUGCACCAGAGAGGAGCUAGAGGAGAUCUGCAAGGCCCACGGCACCGUGAAGGACAUCAGGCUGGUUACCAACCGGGCUGGCAAACCCAAGGGCCUGGCCUACGUGGAGUACGAAAACGAAUCCCAGGCGUCGCAGGCCGUCCUCAAGAUGGACGGCAUGACUGUCAAAGAGAACAUCAUCAAAGUGGCCAUCAGCAACCCGCCUCAGAGGAAGGUUCCAGAGAAGCCAGAGGCAAGGAAAGCCCCAGGAGGCCCCCUGGUGCCGCGGCAGAUCUACGGAGCGCGGGGGAAAGGGAGGACCCAGCUCUCUCUGCUGCCUCGGGCCCUGCAGCGCCCUGGCGCCCCAGCAGCCCAGGCUGAGAAUGGUCCUGCGCCACCACCAGCAGGUGCCACCCCGGCGGCCACCGAGGCACCCAAGAUGUCCAAUGCGGAUUUUGCCAAGUUGCUUCUGAGAAAGUGAGUGGAACAGAGAGAGAAGGGAAAUGCCUUACUUCGUGCCCGGAAAAUGCCUGGUGCCCCGCUGGGCCCUGGCUGUGCGGCCCUGUGCCCAUGCUUCCUCUGUACACGUGGGACGGGGGAAAGGUGUCCAAGGAAAGAGGCUUUAAGUGCUCCCUCAUAUUGAGGGCGAGAGAUCGAAAACGAUCACUCCACAGGCUGGGCACAGGGUGUAGUUUCCUAAGAUAUUUUUGUGUCUUAAAGAGUGAGAAACAGAAGUGAAACUCAAACACACUGUUUUGAGACCCACUUGUCCAAAUAUUUUUGGCCAACUCUGGUCCCUUUUUAUAAGACACUUCUCUUACACCCUGCAACAGCACAUGUGCCCGUCACUCUUGUAAUUUUUAAAAGACAAAAUGGCAGAUGCUAGUAAUUCACCAGAAUGGCCUAUUUUAGUAAAGGGGUGGGGAGAGAGGACAUCACAUGAGAAACAACUGAUGGAUUUGUGUUCCAGGGGGCUGUGCAUUUUUAUAUUAUGUAUUUGUAAAUGACACGUCAACCCAUUGUUUUGUUUCCUAAAAGCAGAAUAUCUGUGACAUUUGUUUUGUAUAGGAAUUCUACCCGCCAUCUGCUGUGGACCAUUUUCUUUGCCUAGUAGCUAGUGAACUGUGUUCUUUGUCUAAAUAUUGAGUUUCAGCCCUUUGAUUUUGUUUAAAUACCAUGUCAAGUGCAAACUUAAAUUCUCUCCAUUUAGCUUUGUUUAUUAAACUGAAGUUCUCUUAAAAACUUG